Molecule: messenger RNA, 831 nt
Organism: Spirodela intermedia
Lineage: Eukaryota; Viridiplantae; Streptophyta; Magnoliopsida; Alismatales; Araceae
Source: the annotation of a GenBank genome assembly
AUGCGGGUCUGCUACACCCAGGCCAAGGACGUGGGGGCGCCGCCCUUCCCCCACCUCCUCUUCCCGGAGAAGCCACCGUCCUCCGCCGCCGCGGCAGCACCGACGAUGAGCCAGGAGGAGCUGAAGAAGAAGGCGGCCCACCAGGCGGUGGAGCUGGUGGAGUCUGGCAUGGUGCUGGGGCUCGGCACGGGCUCCACCGCCGCCCACGCCCUGGAUCGCAUCGGCGAGCUGCUCCGGCAGGGGAAGCUCCGCGACAUCGUGGGCAUCCCCACGUCGAAGAAGACGGAGGCCCACGCCGCCGCCGUGGGCAUACCCCUGUCGGACCUCGGCGCCCACCCGGUGGUGGACCUCUCAAUCGACGGCGCCGACGAGGUGGACCCGGAGCUGAACCUCGUGAAGGGCCGCGGGGGGUCGCUACUCAGGGAGAAGAUGAUCGAGGGGGCGAGCAGGCGUUUCGUGGUGAUCGUCGACGAGACGAAGCUGGUGGAGCGCAUCGGCGGCAGCGGCCUGGCGGUGCCGGUGGAGGUGGUGCCCUUCGGGUGGCAACUCACGAUGGGGCGGCUGAAGGGCCUUUUCGAGGGCUAUGAGGCCUGCGAGGCUCGUCUGCGCCGCGCCGCCGCCGCCGAUGACCGGCCCUUCGUCACCGACAACGGGAACUACGUCGUUGAUCUCUACUUUGAGGACGGCAUCCGGAGGGAUCUUCAUCUCCUCAGCGAUCAGAUCCUCCGGAUCACCGGCGUCGCCGAGCACGGCGUCUUCAUCGGCAUGGCCUCCUCCGUCAUCGUUGCCGGCAGGGACGGCGUCAGCGUCAUGGAGCGCCGCCCCAAGUAG